AUGGGGUGCAAACACGACGAAUUAAAGCCCUUCGCAGUAGAGGAACAACUGCCCGGCGUCGACUACUGCAUCAACAGCCCUCCUCCGUGGAGUGAGUUCCUUCUCUUGCUGCUUCAUGAACAUCGUCCUGACAGGCACCGUGCAAAGUAUGCUUCGGUUCUGUUGUAGAUUCUGAAGCUCCCUGGUCGACUGCUGUGCUCACGUUCUUUUCUCCCUAUAAUCUAAAGUUUCCUCCUGCCCUCCAUUUACCUCUCAGCAUGCCUUUCUCGAUCCACAGAGGCCUUCUCUAAGAUCUCUCAUUUCCUGCCCUUCUCCUCUCUAUUCCUAUCUCCUCGGUUGUAGGGGAGGCGAUCCUUCUCGGUUUCCAGAACUACGUGGUCUCUCUGGGUACCAUUGUCCUCGUUGCCAACAUUCUCGUCCGGCAGAUAGGCGGCAGACAAGUGAGUAUGCGAUGCUCUGUUCUUCAUCAACCUAUUUUUGCGAAUGGGACGCUGGUUCCCUGGAUUUCUGACUUAAUUCGUACCAAGGAUCGGUAAACUGACUGAGAAGACGAGAAAAUCUUCUUUCCAGGAGGAGAAAGCCAAGCUCAUCCAGACUAUGGUCUUCGUCUCCGGUAUCAACACGCUGCUGCAGGUCAACUUCGGCACCCGGCUCCCAGUGGUGAUCGGUCGCUCCCAGACGUUCAUCCUCCCCACUCUCUCCAUCAUAUUCAGUCAGCGGUGCAGCGACAUUCUGGACCCGCAUGAGGUCACCCUCUUCGUCCUAUCUUACAAAUUUUCCCCUCUCAAUUCCGAUCAUCUGCUUCAGGCUUUCCUCCAUUUACAAAGACAGAAGUGCAUUGAUUCUUAUUGGAUCAGAGGCUCAGGCAGACGAUGAUUUCUGUCAUCUUACUAAUUCCUCAGACUUUCCUCAUAUCCAUCUCUCUGUAAUCUCUUCCUACUUCGCUUCCACGCUUAACGAAAGUGCAUGCUGGAUUUUUAUUUGAUCAGAGGUUCAUACACAGCAUGAGGGCCAUACAGGGGGCUCUGAUCAUCGCCUCGAGCCUUCAGAUCAGUUUCGGAUUCUUGGGGAUAUGGGGUGUCGUCGUGAGGUGGGUAUCUUUCCUUCCAGUUCUGUUGAUCCAGCAGUCGUUUCUAAUAAACUUAUCUUUCGAUUUCUCAUUUUGCUGCCACCAUGCUCAACGCAUCUCCCUCGCCACGGUCGACCAGGUACCUCAGUCCGCUCGCCGCAGUGACUCUCGUCACACUUGCCGGCCUCGGGCGUUUCUACGUCGGCUUCCCCGUCGUACGAGCCAGUUCUACCAUAGGAAAUCAUGUCCUCCAUGGCUUGAUUUCCUUAAAACCUUCUUUUGCUUGCCUUCUCGGGGUGAACUCUUUUCCUGCUCGUGAUCAUCGUCUUCCUUGAACACAGGCGGCCAAGUGCGUUGAGAUUGGUCUUCCAGCGAUCGUCCUCCUGGUAUUCUUAUCACAGGUAUCUUCUGCCGCAGCGCGCUUUCUCUCGGGUCUCUCCGAAGAGCUUGGAUCAAUUUGACCUCCAACAUGAUGUACUGACGCGGAGAAAUCUGCAGUAUGUUCCCAGUGCGUUGAACAGAAGGAGAGUCAUUUUCGAUCGGUUUGCCUUGACGAUCACCGUGGUGAUCGUAUGGGUUUAUGCGUUUUUCCUGACUGUUGCGGGUGCGUACAAGCACGCGAAACCCUCCACCCAGUUCAGCUGUCGCGCAGAUAGAGCUGACCUGAUUGGCGCUUCUCCCUGGUAAGCAUAUCUGUUCUUGUUACCGAGAUCUCCUCAAACACUUUCCGAAUUUGAUCCGGCAAGUCGAUCUUUCUGAAAUUUCAAACGAGGAAUAUACUAAUUCAUAUCCGUAUGAUUUCCAUUUGAAGAAGAGACGGUAAUCAAAAUUAUUUGGAUUGAGCAGAUGAACACGUAAAUGGCAGGAAUUUCCGUGGCAUGAUAUUUUCUUUCAUUGCUGUCUUUGGUUUUGCAGGAUUAGAGUUCCUUACCCGCUUCAGUGGGGAAGACCCACCUUCAACGCCGGUGAAGGCUUUGCGAUGAUGGUCGCCUCUCUGGUUGCUCUCGUUGAGGUCCGUUCCAUUUUCUACCGCUCCUUUUAUCGGUCGAUGCGCAUUUUCUACCGCUGGGUGUUUCUAUUGAGUCAUCUUCUCCUCAGAGAUGAUGAUUCUGCAACUUUGACGAGUUCUUCGAGUUCUGGUUCCAAAAUAAAUCAAAUAAGAAGACCGAGUGUUAUUGUCUCCACCUGACUUCCUCGUCUCCCAUGGCAGUCUACAGGCUCUCAAAUCGCCGCACAAAGAUUCGCGAGUUCAACGCCCGUUCCGCCGUCCGUAUUCAGUCGGGGUGUUGGGUGGCAGGUCAACAUGCCCUCUGAUCUAGAUCAGAUACGAUGAUUUGUCGUAAUAUCGUCUGCCUCAAUCUCUUUUAUUUCGACAUCUUACAGGGAAUAGGUAUCUUACUAGAUGGGCUCUUCGGUACUGCAAAUGGGUCAACUGUAUCAGUGUAAGCUCGGCUUCCUCGGCCUGAAGACAAAACUUCAUCAAAACUCACAGUACAUUAUGUAACCUCCUCCUGUUCUACCUGGGCAGGGAGAACGCUGGCCUCCUGGGGUUGACUAAAGUAGGAAGCAGAAGGGCCAUCGAAAUAUCUGCUUGUUUCAUGCUCUUCUUCUCCGUCCUUGGUAAAGAACCUACUUUAUUACAUUUCCAAGGUCAACGCUCAUUUAUCCUCGUUCUCUCUCACCUCUUCUUUGCAACAAAAACCAGGAAAAUUUGGCGCGAUCCUCGCGUCAAUUCCAUUGCCUAUAUUUGCCAGCCUGUACUGCAUCCUGUUUCCCUACGUGGGUGGGUACCUCUCCGAAGCUCCCCCUUUCUCCAGGCUUACCUGUUGAACUCUCUCUGAUGAAUCAUACUUCUGUUAACAUAUCAAAAAUCUGACCAUUCUCGUUGAAUUCGGAUAAUCCUUCUCUGCCCUAACUUGUCGGAAUUGCUGAAUUAAUAUAAGAACGUGUUGGGUGCGGGCAGCUUCAGCAGGGGUAGGGCUCCUGCAGUUCUGCAGCGUCAACAGCUUCCGCACCAAAUUCAUUCUGGGCUUCUCCCUGUUCCUCGGCACGUCGGUGGCGCAGUAUUUCAGGGAGUACUCCCUCGUCGCCGGGCACGGCCCCGCUAACACUGGCUCCAGAGCGGUGCGCAUGUUGACUACAUGAAAACUCGAUCCAUCCGUCCUCUCUCUCACUCUCCCAUCUUCCUCUCUGGUGCAGUUCAACGACAUCGUAAACGUGGUCUUCUCGUCGCCGGUGAUGGUGGGGUCUGUGGUGGCUUACUCCCUGGACAGCAUCGUCAUGCGAGGGGACGCUCAGGUCCAGCGAGAAAGAGGAUGGCAAUGGUGGGAGAAGUUCCGGACCUUCGAUGGAGACUGUAGGAGCGCGGAGUUCUACUCCCUGCCCUACAACCUCAGCAAGUACUUCCCAUCGUACUAA
Messenger RNA from Spirodela intermedia, 3487 nucleotides. The record is from the annotation of a GenBank genome assembly. NCBI's taxonomy places the organism in Eukaryota, Viridiplantae, Streptophyta, Magnoliopsida, Alismatales, Araceae.